Klebsormidium nitens is the source of this 2775-nucleotide messenger RNA. The record is from the annotation of a GenBank genome assembly. Lineage: Eukaryota; Viridiplantae; Streptophyta; Klebsormidiophyceae; Klebsormidiales; Klebsormidiaceae.
CAGUUGUUCACUUCAACUUCAAGCUCGACAGGCAGCCAGCACUUGUAAGCUGGCAGUGCGCAUUGGAAUGGGGUCAAGUCAACGCAUUGAUCCGUGACAUCAGAAAGCUCAUCAUAGUAAAGUCUGUUAGGUGAUCUAUCUUCAUCCAGUGGUACGAUGGGAACCCGGCUGGUGCCUUUCCUUUCCUGGGAGGAGUGGGAGAGUGUCGGGCGGGACUUGUUUGCGCAGGGGACUGCAGAGAACCAGCGAGGCUUGAACAGGGUGGCGGCGUGGAGGUACCGGGGCCGAGUCCCAGUGGCGGUUGAGAGCACAGCAGAGCUAGUGGAGAUCCGGCUGCGAGACUCAAGCCUUGGAUGCCACCCCGCAGCGGCCCUUCCCGAGCAAUCUCUCCGCUGCCUCUAUGCGAUGUCGCUCGUCCGCUUCAUCAACGGUGUAACGGACCAGGGCCAGAAGGGCCGCGCCGCGAUCCCGGUCGCGACGCUCGCGGAGGCCGCCGGACUGCCGCGCCUGCUGGUGGAUAUCCGCCACGAAGCGGUGCACAACGAGCUGCCAAGCCUGCCGCUGCUGCGGAUGGCCGGGCAACAGGCCCUGUCUUGGCUGGAGGCGAACUACUGGUCUGCCCAGAAGCAGGCCUUGCUGCUCGCCUACACCGCCACCCAACAGGGCCUUCUGCAACUGGCCGCUCUACAAGGCCCCUUGAAACCAGAAGUCGAAUCCACCCCCCCGAAAAAGCGAAAACGCGGCGUGGGAGAGGAGAAGCAGAAGAAGCAGAAGAAGCAGAAGACGCAGCACGAGGUGCUGGAGAAAGAACGUGCGCGGUUGGUCAGAGAGCUGGUCGAGGGGGGGCCGGAGAGUCUGGUGGGCGCCGUUUUAGAAUCCGUGGUAAGCAGUAGGGAGAAAGGGGCGGCUUUGGAGACGGACUAUACCUUGGAGCAAGACGGGAGCCCAGAAGAAUUGGAAAAGGAAACGCGGAGAGAGGGUCUGACUUUGGAAGAGGUGGGCGGAGUGAUUGGGGCCCUAGAGGGAAGGGCGCCUUACCUGCCGUCGAUGCUCCUAUCUGAGGCCAUCCAGCGGCUAGCGGCGAGCGCCAGCUGGCAGGGGCCUACGGAGCCUGGUGUGAACGGCCUUUCUGGUGUGAACGGGCUCCCUUGCGCAAACGGGCCCACUGUUGUGGACGGGGGCUACAAGUGGCAGCAAAGUUUGAAGGAGUUUGCGCUGUGGUUGUUGGAACGGGGGGGUGGAUCGGGUGGGUUUGGCGCCCCCCUGCUGAAGGUGCUCUUGCGUCGGUGUCUCGACAUGGGGGAUACCCUUUUGGGAGGGGAGCUCGUGACAGCGUUAAUGACGUCACUAGCGCAGAGCAAUCCGGGGCUAUUGGAUCGAGAGGGGGGUCAGAGAGGGGAAGGGAAUGGCGGAGGCCUUCCGGCCAAGAUGCAAGCGCUUCUGAGGCUAGCUACGGUGACGAGGAAUGCGAGCCACGGCUCUGCAAACAAGAGCGUAGUUGAUCCACCCGACGAUCUCGAGACAGCCGCACAGAAGCAGAGGGAGCUCUUGCACGCCCUGUCCCAGCAACGGUUCGCGAACGCGACCGAAGUAAAGGAACGUCUAGAGAGUGGCGAUGCGCAGACUGCCAGCCCCUCUGCCCGAGAGAAACCUUCAGACGGUCUUUGGUCGCUAGCGGACGACUGGACGCCCUGUGCCCUGGGCACCGUGCCGUCGUUCCUGCAUCCGCUCGGAAAAGUCGCCAGUCUCGUUUGGAGCAGGGGCGGAAACACGGGGGUGCAGGUGAACGGAACGAGGAACGGAGUUCCGGGGCCGGAAGGGAACGGAGUUCCGGUGCCAGAAGGGAACGGAGUUCCGGGGCCGGAAAGGAACGGGUUUCCAGGGCCGGAAGGAUACGGACGAACACCGGCAACGGUGACGACAGGAGCGGAGGGAAUGAUGCCGGAGUCGGAUGGGGUUCACGUUGAACCGUUAGCCGAAUUCAAUGGCUUCCACGUGCCGGCUGACGAUGGUAAGAACGUUCCGAACGAGGGCGGAAGCUUGGACCGACGGCGAGACCUGGGAGCCGAGAGGAUUGGUGGGGUGCUGGAAGAGAUGCCACGUGGAAGCGGGAUGGAGACAGCCAAUAACGGGGACGGAAUCCACUUGCCAGUAAAUGACGUGUAUCAGGGGGUGACGGAAAACGUGCGCGCCGGGCCUGUUUCCGGGGGGGUAUUUGUUGACGAGAUGUCUGAUAGAGGCAUAGAAAGUCGGGAGGAAGCGGAAAAGGCUAAUGGGCAUUUGGACAAUGCCGGGCUUUGCUUGCAAGGGAGCGUUCGGCACCUAAGUCCGGAAGAGCAGGCACGUAUUCGUGACGGCAUAAGCAUCUUGUAAUCCGGCUUCGGCUAGCUCAGCGUUCCUGAACGUGUCGCCCGUUUUAAUGACGAACAGGAGGGCUUUCCAUUAGAGUCGGGUCCUAAAUGAUCUCUCCUUGAAGCGCAGCAUAAGGGCAAAGCUUUCCCUGGAUAUGUCUGCCGCGGCACGUUUCUGCCAGUCCGACAGUGAGCAUAUCCAAUUGUGUGUGAGGACAAAAAGUCGGGGCUACUAGGCUAUUGACGCAGUCAUUUGAAUUCUUAAAGCUGCUAUAAUAUUCCCAAUGAAGCUAAACGUACGGCUGCUUAUGUACGUGUUUGGAUACAAGACAGUAAAAGCCAGUUGCAUGGUUAAGCAACGGUUGCCAAGUUGAGCAACAGAAUGCGUGCUUUGAACGGUACUGACUGAUUGUGAAUAUGAUUG